CAGCGGGCGAGCGGCGAAGAAGGGGCGGGGCCUUCGCGCAAGAUGCAGUGCACAGCGCAACUGCGCUGCGGGAGCCAGAGAGGAGCCUGAGACCUGGUCCAAGCUGAGUUGAAAAUUGGCCUGAUCCAGAGGUUUGUGGGCGGAAAAGGUGUUCCUCUCCCACCAGCAAGCUCCACCAUGAUUCACAGUCUUUUCUUGAUCAACUCCUCCGGAGACAUUUUCCUGGAGAAACACUGGAAAAGUGUGGUCAGUCGCUCUGUUUGUGAUUACUUUUUUGAGGCCCAGGAGAGGGCCACAGAAGCCGAAAACGUACCUCCCGUUAUCCCCACGCCGCACCACUACCUCUUGAGUGUCUACCGACACAAGAUCUUUUUUGUGGCCGUGAUUCAGACAGAGGUCCCGCCUCUGUUUGUCAUUGAAUUCCUUCACCGAGUGGUGGACACGUUUCAGGACUAUUUUGGAGUCUGUUCAGAGCCAGUAAUCAAAGACAAUGUGGUUGUGGUCUACGAGGUAUUGGAAGAGAUGCUGGACAAUGGCUUCCCCUUGGCUACUGAGUCCAACAUCCUCAAAGAACUGAUAAAGCCCCCCACCAUUCUCCGGACGGUGGUCAACACCAUCACAGGAAGCACCAAUGUGGGGGACCAGCUUCCGACGGGGCAGCUUUCGGUGGUGCCUUGGCGACGGACGGGGGUGAAGUAUACCAACAACGAGGCCUACUUCGAUGUGGUUGAGGAGAUAGAUGCCAUCAUCGACAAGUCAGGUUCCACGGUCACUGCUGAGAUCCAGGGAGUGAUUGACGCCUGCGUUAAGCUGACCGGGAUGCCAGACCUCACUCUGUCCUUCAUGAACCCCAGGUUGCUGGACGAUGUUAGCUUCCAUCCCUGUGUCCGGUUCAAGCGCUGGGAAUCUGAGCGCAUCCUCUCCUUCAUUCCUCCUGACGGCAACUUCCGCCUGCUCUCCUACCACGUCAGUGCGCAGAACCUAGUUGCGAUUCCAGUCUAUGUCAAACAUAGCAUCAGCUUCCGGGACAGCAGUUCACUUGGACGCUUUGAAAUCACAGUGGGACCCAAGCAGAGCAUGGGAAAGACAAUAGAAGGUGUGACUGUCACUAGCCAGAUGCCCAAAGGAGUCCUGAACAUGAGCCUCACUCCAUCCCAGGGGACACACACGUUUGACCCCGUGACAAAGAUGCUGUCUUGGGAUGUAGGCAAAAUAAACCCACAAAAGCUGCCAAGUUUGAAGGGGACAAUGAGUCUUCAGGUUGGAGCUUCUAAACCAGAUGAGAACCCCACAAUUAACCUGCAGUUUAAGAUCCAGCAGCUGGCUAUUUCUGGACUCAAAGUGAACCGUCUGGAUAUGUACGGAGAGAAGUACAAGCCGUUUAAGGGCAUAAAAUACAUGACCAAAGCCGGCAAGUUCCAAGUUCGAACCUGAAGGGCAUGUGUUCCUUGGAGGAGCAAUUACGGACAUGUUUUCAUUUCUUACUUGUCUAAAAGUAAAAUGUCAGCCUGUUUCUUAGGUCAGUUCCCUCCAGGCUCCAUCUGCUCCCUUUUGUCUUCAGUCUUCAGUGCCGUGUAACUGAUCAAGGGAGAAAGGCUCAUCAGGGAACGCACGGCCAAACCCAGCACAGCCCUGACUGAGCUCUAGAGAAGCGUAUACUGGAGAGCCGUGCUACGUGCUGUUGUCUGUCACUACUUUUCCAUGGCUGCCACGGGGUGGGGGGGAUAGACCAGCACUUGCCGUUUGUUUGGUUGUAAUUACCUAAAUCCAGUGGAAAAUGUCUCUAUUGAAUUUUUUUUUUAAGAUAGAUUUGAAAGGCAAAAAACAAUUGGAAAAAAUGAGUGUCAGUCGAAGAGAGACCAGUGCAGAUUUGAUCCAUGGGUCUGGGUUGUGGCUCAGUGGUGGAGCAUUGGCCUGGGUUGUGUGCAAGCCCUGGUUCGUUCCUAGCAUGGCUGGCGGGAUGAAACAGAUCUGCUGUAUGAGGGACAAGACAGAGAAGCUAAUACAAAGAGAGUUGUAACAAGAGAUGCUACAGAAGGACUGGCCAAAAAAGUGGUCAGAGUUUCCCCAGGGGCUACGAGGAGCAGGGUGGAAUAGCUUCCCUCUGACCCUUCUCAUGUAUAGGAAGGACUUGCAUGUCCAGGACUUCCAAAGUUCAAGUCCACACCUGACACGAAACAGCAGUGGGGUCAGUUUCCCUUGGAGACUGGAGUGCCGUGGCCUGACUUUUAGGUUCUCGCUUGGGCUUGCCCCUUGUGCUGGCCCAUCGUCUUGGUGGGGAGGUUGCCAGAGCAGCUAACGGUCCCUUGCUGGGUAUCUGACCCCUCGGUGGGAG
This is a messenger RNA of Myodes glareolus (Bank vole), 2335 nucleotides long. RefSeq names its product adaptor related protein complex 3 subunit mu 2 (gene Ap3m2). Gene Ontology annotation, biological process: vesicle-mediated transport; intracellular protein transport. NCBI's taxonomy places the organism in Eukaryota, Metazoa, Chordata, Mammalia, Rodentia, Cricetidae. Gene Ontology annotation, cellular component: clathrin adaptor complex. The record is from RefSeq and is a predicted model, not a curated record.